Symbiodinium necroappetens is the source of this 1347-nucleotide messenger RNA. NCBI's taxonomy places the organism in Eukaryota, Dinophyceae, Suessiales, Symbiodiniaceae. The record is from the annotation of a GenBank genome assembly.
AUGGUCCAACCGACGCGAUGUCUUCGGAGCAAUCUUCUGCUGCUGCUUUAUGUUCUGAAAGCUUCCGGCGCCAAGCAAAUCACCGAAAUAGAUGAAGAUCUUCCAACCCGGAGUGGCUCCAUGCUGCAAACACAGAAGCAGCUGGCGCCAGCCGCGCUCAAGUCCUCUUGCAGCGACUCCGAGUUGGUUUGCCAGCUAUGCCUGAGUACCGUGCAGGAACUGGUGCUCUUCGAAGCCCUGCCCUGCGAUUUGCCCUGCGGGCAUCAACUGGUGCUGCUUGGAGCCAUUUCAGUUUGGUUGCCUAUGUGGCUUCCGAGGUGCCGUGCGCACUUGCAAAUGGAACCGCCGCACCUCGGAGAGUUCGCAUGUGAACCCUCCUGUAGGAGUGCGUUGACAAAGCUCCUUGGUAGCAAGUUCGGAUGCAACAUGACGAGCGCAUGCCUGUACUCCGUGAUCUGCACGGUGCCAUUGGGCAUGAUGGCAGCAACUUUUGCGCAGCGCGCACAAAUGGCUGCCCGGCGAACUGCUCCAACAAGGAGCAUCAUUGUCACUUGCCGCCGCAUCCACCAGCACAGCAAGGAUUCAACUGGUGCUCAAAGCGGCUUGACGUGCUUGUUGCAGAAGUGUCCGGAAGCCUGCAACUCGACGGAGCUGGCGUGCGCCGCGGAAGAUGGCGGCGGCAUCUGCGUGCCUCGAGAAGCAGGCUGUCCGGUCAAGUGCAAGAAGCACGAACACCGGUGCCACUCGCCGCCGGCUCGUGCUGACGGCUCAGGUCUCAACUGGUGCGCCGAAGCCGACUCGCCUUGCCCGCUUUAUAACUGCAGCAAGGGUCAGGUGGCUUGCUUGGAGGACGAGGUCUACACCUGCUACGAUCGAAGGGAUGGCUGUCCUGCGAACUGCAGCAAGCAUCAGCAUGUAUGCCACAGUGCCCCCGAAGCUGACUGUCCAGAUUGUGUAGCAGUGAACUGGUGCUCCGACGAGAAAUGUCCUGAAGCAUGUUCUGACGACGAGAUCACAUGUCUACACAAACACGGCACGACCUGCCGGCUCUUGUCGCAGGGCUGUCCGGUUCACUGCAACGCUUCGCAGCACUCCUGCCACUCCCCACCGCCCUGCAAAGGCUGCACCGGGAGCAACUGGUGCUCCGACGUGCCAUGCCCCUUCGUUUGUGCGUCGGAUGAAAUCCAAUGCACUGGCAGCAACGGCACGGAAUUCUGCGCUGCAGUUGCUGAUGGCUGUCCUGUGACAUGCCGUGACGAGGACUAUAUCUGCCACAUGCCACCGCAGUGCCCGGAGUGUGUUGGCACGAACUGGUGCUCUGCAGAACCCUGUGCGACGUCCGUUUGA